Molecule: messenger RNA, 4862 nt
Organism: Hipposideros armiger (great roundleaf bat)
Lineage: Eukaryota; Metazoa; Chordata; Mammalia; Chiroptera; Hipposideridae
Gene: GNE
Product: glucosamine (UDP-N-acetyl)-2-epimerase/N-acetylmannosamine kinase
Exons: 12
Coding region: 95-2356 (753 amino acids)
Biological process (GO): UDP-N-acetylglucosamine metabolic process
Molecular function (GO): N-acylmannosamine kinase activity; hydrolase activity, hydrolyzing O-glycosyl compounds; UDP-N-acetylglucosamine 2-epimerase activity
Source: RefSeq, a predicted model, not a curated record
AGACGGCUCGGUGGCGGCUAAAGGAAGAGAACAAACAGCUGCCUGCCCUGCUCAAUGAUUCAAACAACCCCGGCGACAGAGCUUGAGCAGUGGGAUGGAAAUCAAUGUGUAUCCUGGCCGAGAGCUGUGCUUUCAAGGACCUCAUGAACUCUAUUUUAAGGACCUUUCAAAAAGAAAAAAACAAGUCAUGGAGAAGAAUGGGAAUAAACGAAAGCUUCGAGUUUGUGUUGCCACUUGCAACCGUGCUGAUUAUUCUAAACUUGCACCGAUCAUGUUUGGCAUUAAAACGGAGCCUGAGUUCUUUGAACUUGACGUGGUGGUACUUGGCUCUCACCUGAUAGACGACUAUGGAAAUACAUACCGCAUGAUUGAACAAGAUGACUUUGACAUUAACACCAGACUGCACACGAUUGUUAGAGGGGAAGACGAGGCAGCCAUGGUGGAGUCAGUAGGCCUGGCCCUCGUGAAGCUACCAGAUGUCCUUAAUCGCCUGAAGCCUGACAUCAUGAUUGUACACGGAGACAGGUUUGAUGCCUUGGCUCUGGCUACAUCUGCUGCCCUGAUGAACAUCCGAAUCCUUCAUAUUGAAGGUGGGGAAGUCAGUGGGACCAUUGACGACUCUAUCAGACACGCCAUAACUAAACUGGCUCAUUAUCACGUGUGCUGCACCCGGAGUGCAGAGCAACACCUGAUCUCCAUGUGUGAGGACCACGAUCGCAUCCUGUUGGCAGGCUGCCCUUCCUAUGACAAACUUCUGUCUGCCAAGAACAAAGACUACAUGAGCAUCAUUCGGAUGUGGUUAGGUGAUGAUGUAAAACCUAAAGAUUACAUUGUUGCACUACAGCACCCUGUGACCACUGACAUUAAGCAUUCCAUUAAAAUGUUUGAGUUAACAUUGGAUGCACUUAUCUCAUUUAACAAGCGGACCCUAGUUCUGUUUCCAAAUAUCGAUGCAGGGAGCAAAGAGAUGGUGCGAGUGAUGCGGAAGAAGGGCAUUGAGCAUCAUCCUAAUUUUCGUGCAGUUAAACACGUCCCCUUUGACCAGUUUAUACAGCUGGUUGCCCACGCUGGCUGUAUGAUUGGCAACAGCAGCUGUGGGGUCCGAGAGGUAGGGGCUUUUGGAACACCUGUGAUCAACCUAGGAACACGUCAGAUUGGAAGAGAAACAGGGGAGAACGUCCUUCAUGUCCGGGAUGCUGAUACCCAAGACAAAAUAUUGCAAGCGUUGCACCUUCAGUUUGGUAAACAGUACCCUUGUUCAAAGAUAUAUGGAGAUGGAAAUGCUGUUCCAAGGAUUUUGAAGUUUCUCAAAUCUAUCGAUCUUCAAGAACCACUACAAAAAAAAUUCUGCUUUCCUCCUGUGAAGGAGAAUAUCUCUCAAGACAUUGACCAUAUUCUUGAAACUCUGAGUGCCUUGGCUGUUGAUCUUGGUGGGACGAACCUCCGAGUUGCAAUAGUCAGCAUGAAGGGUGAAAUAGUUAAGAAGUAUACUCAGUUCAAUCCUAAAACCUAUGAAGAGAGGAUUAAUUUAAUCCUACAGAUGUGUGUAGAAGCUGCAGCAGAAGCUGUAAAACUAAACUGCAGAAUUUUGGGAGUAGGUAUAUCCACAGGUGGCCGUGUAAAUCCUCGGGAAGGAAUUGUGCUGCAUUCAACCAAACUGAUUCAAGAAUGGAACUCUGUGGACCUUAGGACCCCCCUUUCUGACACUUUGCAUCUCCCCGUGUGGGUAGACAAUGAUGGCAACUGUGCCGCCAUGGCGGAAAGGAAAUUUGGCCAAGGAAAGGGCCUGGAAAACUUUGUGACACUUAUCACCGGCACAGGGAUUGGCGGGGGAAUCAUCCACCAGCAUGAACUGAUCCAUGGAAGCUCCUUCUGUGCUGCAGAACUUGGCCACCUCGUUGUGUCUCUGGACGGGCCUGACUGUUCCUGUGGAAGUCACGGGUGCAUUGAAGCCUAUGCCUCUGGGAUGGCCUUGCAGAGGGAAGCAAAAAAGCUGCAUGAUGAAGACCUGCUCUUGGUGGAAGGGAUGUCAGUGCCUAAAGACGAAGCCGUGGGUGCCCUCCAUCUCAUCCAAGCUGCGAAACUCGGCAACGCGAAGGCCCAGAGCAUCCUGCGGACAGCUGGAACAGCGCUGGGUCUCGGGGUUGUGAACAUCCUCCACACUAUGAAUCCUUCCCUUGUGAUCCUCUCUGGAAUCCUAGCCAGUCACUAUAUCCACAUUGUCAAAGACGUCAUUCGCCAGCAGGCCUUGUCCUCAGUUCAGGACGUGGAUGUAGUGGUUUCGGAUCUGGUGGACCCUGCCCUGCUUGGCGCCGCCAGCAUGGUCCUGGACUACACAACUCGCAGGAUCUACUAGGCCUCCCGGGAGCGGACACGGACCAAGCGAGAGCUCCACAAUGGAGUCAGGUUGUCUUUUAGAUGAGCGUUUCUUAAGAAGCCAAUUUGGAAUUUAAAUUCGGCAUUUGGCAGAUGACUUUGGCAGAGAAGAUUUUGCUUUUAGUCUACUCUUCCAAAGUCACUUUUCCCAACCCCCAAUUUUGUAGAUCCUCUUUCUAGGGUCAUUUCAGCUCAAACCCUGAGUGCCAGUCACACAGUUUUCUGUGCCAAAAGGAGCUACAGUAGAAGAGGAAGACUUAGGCCUCUGCUUUCUAGAUGCGCCACUCAGACUUGCAGGCCUUGCUUGGGACGUGACCUUGAUACUGGAGUUUGGAUUAUUAAUCCUUCCUCCUCUGACCCUAAAUUUAGGUUGCAGAAAGGGACCCAGUCAGGGAACAGAAGGAAAUCUCACCAUGAAAGGCUUGAGUAAACUUUUUGUAGAACAGCUUUAUUGAGGUAUUUUUUAAAGUGCACAAUUUGAUAAGUUUCAGUAUAUGUAUAUACCCGUGAAACUAUUCCCACAAUCAUGAUAUUGGACAUAUCUGUGACACACAAAAGUCACUUAUUACUCUCUCAGAACCUUGAGCAACUUUAGACCACGGAUUUGAAUUACAGUGGCCUUAAUGACCUUGUCCUUAUCUUCUUAAGGACAGCUGAGAAGCCACUAGGUCUUACAGCCUCUGAAAGGAGAUUAACCAUCCCAAAAGGAUCUUUGCUACUGACCAGCAGACAGCUCUCCCUUCAGUAGCUUUUCAUACUAUGCUGAAUACAACCCUGGAGUCUCUGUUAAGGCAGCGUUUGUGCAAGUAUGUUACAUCUAGAGCCCACAUCUGUGAAUCUGGAUUCCAGCUAAAUAAAGAUUCCGUUUUCAUCACUGUCAAAGUACAAAGGCCAAGGUUUUUGCUGUCAAUUACAACCUGGAAGAAAUACUAAUAGCCACCAUUUAUUAAGUGCCUACUGUGUGUCAGGCUCUGAACUGGGUCCCUCAUAUACAUCAUUCUAAAUUCUCAUAAUCUGUGACAUAGAUGUUUUAAUUCCCGUUUUACAGAACCCCAAACUAAGCCUUAGUGUUUAAACAACCUAAAGCUACAUGGUUAGUGUCUUAGAGACAGGGUUUGAUCCCAGGCCCCUCUGUGCUUUUUCUGCUAAGCCACCCAACCUCUCAUAUCAAAAAGUUUCAAAAUGCAAAUAUAUUCUAAUUUACAGGUAGACUACCAAAAGCUUUAAUAAGAAUGUUAUUAGUAAUGACUUGAUUUAACCCUCUGUUGGGCGCACCUGAUCUCACAGAUUCAUUGCACACAAAUUUUCAAAUAUCUAAGUUAAGUAUCAUGACUCAUCGCUUCUGUAUCUUCUCCCUCUACUGGAAACUAUCGCCAGUCGUGUGUGUGACUUAGUAAAGAUGUAUUUCAUAGCAGCAUCUUUGUGUGCAAUGUAUCUGGGAGAUCAUUUGCGCCGAUGGAAGGUUAAUCAAAGAUUCCUCUAUGCUGUAUAAAUUUUUCUGGUACGGUAUUUGGGAUAGUGAUAGGUUUCAUGGGUACUUUUGAAUGAUCUAAAAAAGCAUAUGCAUAUGUUUUUCAGACUUUUAUUAUUUUAAGAAAACCUGAAGGUUUCUACAAUACAUUGUUUCAGCAGUAGCAUAUCAAAUAAAAUGAAGGAAUCAACUAAUUCCUUCCUGGUAGGUUAAUAUGAAAAGAUAGGUUGGCUCAUUCCUAGAACUCUACCAGCCCUGAAAUAAUCUCCACAGCCUCGUUACUGUUGAAACAUUCCAGUGAUUCCUGGGAUGGAAGCUUGUCUGCUUGGCCAUCAGUGUCUGGAGCAAGAUGGUAUACUAUGAAGGGGCAUCAAUUGUUUCUUGGUGUAAUCUGUCAUCACUCUAUACACCAGACAAUUCAUUGCUACCCAAAUAUAUGAAGGAUGGUACUGAAUCUAAAACUAAAUCUUAGUUUUGUUUUAAACUCAUAGGCUAAUAUAUUCUAACAUAAUUAUUACGUGUAGUUAAUAUCUUAAUUUAUUUUAAUGUAAAUAUUUUUGUUACUGUUCUGAGCCAAAUUCUAAAGAAAAAAAUAAAUAUAUUUCCUUGUGGAAAUCCUAGCACUUUGUAUUUUGUUUUGUUCUUAAUUAACUCAUUAGCUAAAAGCAUUUCCCUUCCCAGUAUAGAUUUAUAUUGUUGCAUUGGUUACUUUUUGAAGGUCAUACAACUUCUUUAAGGCAUCUAAUAUAGAUUUCUUAACCAAAAGGAAAAAAAAAACUUUUGAUAAUAGAAAGCAUUAUGUAAUAUUUUUAAACUAUAUUGUGAAAUGAUCGCAAUAAAUAUGAUCUGUCACCACAUAGUUACAGAAUUUUCUUGUGAUGAGAACUUUUAAGAUCUACUCUCUCAGCAACUUUCGAAUACAUGAUACAGCAUUAACUAUGGUUGCCAUGCUGUACGUUAUAUCCCCAUGACUUAUUUAUUUUUUAUUUUUUUUAGCUGAGCCAUCCUGCCACCU